Molecule: messenger RNA, 1605 nt
Organism: Lactuca saligna
Lineage: Eukaryota; Viridiplantae; Streptophyta; Magnoliopsida; Asterales; Asteraceae
Source: the annotation of a GenBank genome assembly
AUGAUCCAACCUUGGAUUGUUGCUCAUGUCGAUCUUUCAGCGGGUAAUAGAGGUGGAGUUAGGAUUUUUCCACAAGUGGUAGUGGUUAUGGUUUUCAGGUUUUUCCGGCCGGUUGAUAUGGUGGUGGUGAGAGGAGAUAGAGAGAUAGAAAAGAACAAUAUCUUAAAGAGGUCAUGGGCGUUUAAUUCGUUGAAAUCGGUUCAAAUUGCUUACCAAUUUAUUGCUAUGGGAGAGGAAGUCAGAAUUACCGACUUCGAUGUCAGCGGUGGAGAUGACGACGACCUAGUUUCGGAGUGGGAGGCUGGGUUGCCGAACGUCGACGACUUGCCGUCGUUAUCACAGUUGCUGAUAUCGGCGGAGAUGGCAUCGGCUUUCAGCAUCACACCGGGGCCUCACCGGAGUAUGAUUGACGUUGACCGCGCUUCUCGUAACACAAUUUCAAGUCUCCAAGGGCAAUCGCAACAAAAUCAGGUGAAUAAACUUACUGAUUUUAAGUCGUUUAGUGAUGAUAGAGAGGAAGAAAUGGUUGUGGAAGGCGAGGAGACCGUCGAUCUGACUCCAGAUGGUUCCGAUUCGAGGAAACUACGGAGAGUUGAUAGCGGCGGCGCUAGUGGUGGAGCUGGAGAGGAAGCUGACUCCGCUUUGCGAGCCGAUGAUUCUUCCAUAAAGUCGUUGAAAAGGAUUCGUUUGGUUUGGACUCCUCAACUGCACAAGCGAUUUGUGGAGGUUGUUGCGCAUUUAGGCGUGAAGAACGCUGUUCCUAAAACGAUUAUGCAGAUGAUGAACGUUGAAGGAUUGACCAGAGAGAACGUCGCCAGUCAUUUACAGAAGUAUAGGCUUUAUGUAAAACGGAUGCACGGAUCAUCUAACGAAGGGCCAUCUUCUUCCGAUCCUUUGUUCGCUUCCGCUACUGUUCCCAAUAGUUUUCACGAUUCCGGUGGCAAUGGCGGCGUUGGAAAUAGAAAUGGUCGCUCUCAUGUUCACAUUCCAAUGCCAUACCCACCGCAGAUGGUGCCUUUGCCCUACCCACCGCCGCAGAUGGUGUCUAAUCGGUCAGGUGGCGGCGGCAGUGCAUAUCAUCAAGGUUUCGACCCUCAUUCACAUCCGUAUAAUAUGAUGAUGCAACCAAGAGACUGGUCUGGAAACAAUUUUGGUUCAGUUUCACCAUUUCACCAAACAAAUAGAGGUGGAAGACAUGCAAAAUCUUUUGAAGAGGAAGAGAUGGUGUAAAUGUGAUUUGGGGGUUAAGUCAUGAACAUAAUUUAAACUCUCCUGUUGCAUUGAAGAAGAAGAAGAAGAAGACAGUUGCUGCCACAUGAUUGCCAAGGACUGUUUGGUAAUUUCCUUAGUCCUAACCCAAUAUCUACUCAAUUGCCCUCGUGAUGUGUUCUGUGAUUUCCUCUCAUUGGACGGGUGUGGCCAGGGACCAUAAGUCUACAAUUUAUCUUGUUAUUAUAAAUAUAAACUCAAUAACUAUGAGACUUGUUGUCAUUGUAAUUGUAAUUUUUGGUAGAUUGAGUUAUAUGGUUAUAAACGUUGAUUAUUCCAUUAGUAGUUGUUCCCUAUGGGUUUUUUUUUUUUUCUCUAAGAGAGGAAAGAAACCUU